GUGGGGGCAAUAAAACCAUAAGCAGACGGAUGGGGAGGAACUGGGCCAGGCACAUAACCCCUGGAUCUUCGACUACAGCACUCCAGAGCACCUGGAUACUGAGAAGGGGACCCAACCAUGAGAAGGCUUUUCCUGAUUACCUGUCUGGUGGCUGCGCUGCUGCAGGAAGCUGGUGCAAUCCCAGCACCCCAGGUGCCUAACAAGACCAAAGGCAAGCAUUGGAUCUCUGAGCAGGACACAGAGAAGUAUGUGGGAAGGACCUGGGGCAAUCACACCUUUCAGCAUCUGGAGAAGGAUGACCAGCUGGUGGAUCUGCUCCAUGUGCCAAAGUCAAAGCCUGCAUUCAUCAAGAAGCCAGGCAACAGUGCCAGGGUGGAGACUGAGGACAUGCUGAGUCGUUUUCGGAGACCCCAGCAGGGUCCUGAGCCUGACCUUGACAGUCUGUAUCAUCCUGCAUCUGAGGAGAUUCAGGUCAAGGAAGAGCCCCUUUUGAGGGCAAUGCUGUCUCGCCAGGUGCUUCGGGGGCCGGAGAAGGAUCUAGACCACAUCUACCACCCUACGGGGGAGUCCUAGGGGGCCUGAACACCCUCACACCCCUCCCCUGAGUUCCAGGCUGUUGGGACUACCAACCCUUUCCAGCUAGAAAAAUAAACAGCUGCAAGCAGAAAGGAAA
Messenger RNA from Cavia porcellus (domestic guinea pig), 673 nucleotides. RefSeq names its product proline rich acidic protein 1 (gene Prap1). Bases 118 to 573 code for a protein of 151 amino acids. The transcript has 5 exons. Lineage: Eukaryota; Metazoa; Chordata; Mammalia; Rodentia; Caviidae. The record is from RefSeq and is a predicted model, not a curated record.